Baudoinia panamericana UAMH 10762 is the source of this 543-nucleotide messenger RNA. RefSeq lists its product as uncharacterized. The coding region runs from base 136 to 417 and encodes 93 amino acids. The record is from RefSeq and is a predicted model, not a curated record. Lineage: Eukaryota; Fungi; Ascomycota; Dothideomycetes; Mycosphaerellales; Teratosphaeriaceae. The transcript has 2 exons.
GCGACAAGCGAAAGACGCGCGCGCGCGCCGAACGGCAAAGUCCGAACACUCACGACUCUUCGACAUCCUCGAGCUCAUUUAUAGUUCCUCUUAGACCAGAGGACACAGUGUUGGACUAAUGAUACACAACAUAACAUGGCCAGUCCCUCAUCUAGCAAAGUUCGGACCUACAUACUGACCGGCUGCGUCGCCGCAAUCACCGCCACCGGAGCAUGGUAUGGCGCCGGACUGAAGACACGACAGGAACACGGUCAGAAGAUUGUUACUGCUUCCACGGCAGAGCGGAUAGAGCAGAUGGAGCUUGCGAAGGCUCGUCUACUGCGCCAUCGAGCAGAGCUGCGGACGAAGAUCGACAAGCUUACGAUGACCGCUACGGAAGGCGGAAGUACUGUGACUGGAUCUCUAGGAAAGGUGUGACGGGCAUUGACCUGCGGAUUGUGACUUCAUGAUGUUAUAUCGCUAUCACGCCGACUCCGCUGUGAUGGAUGGCUCGGCUAUACGCCAUUUGAUCAUCAUAACAUCUUGACCUCGUGAUCGCAUACU